Messenger RNA from Thermochaetoides thermophila DSM 1495, 2709 nucleotides. RefSeq lists its product as uncharacterized. Lineage: Eukaryota; Fungi; Ascomycota; Sordariomycetes; Sordariales; Chaetomiaceae. The transcript has a single exon. The record is from RefSeq and is a predicted model, not a curated record. Bases 1 to 2709 code for a protein of 902 amino acids.
AUGAACUCUCAAAAUGGAAGAGAUAUGGACUCGCUGGCAGAAGGAUCCGUCAGGAGGGCAAGGGAACGUGCCGCCGCCGGCCUGCCAAGUCAACCUUACCCUCCCACGCGGUCAGCGCUCGGAAGGAUGGACAACGAACCACCACCGAUGGCAAGACCUUCAGUCCCCCGCCAACCAGCAAUAACGCCUACUGCUGGGUCAGCUUCACGGGGCCCUCGGUCACAGGUUACAUACCCUCGUCCAGCAAAUGAACAACCGAUUGGAAUCGCCAUCUCGAGACCGAUGCCAGUACCGCAAUGGCCGCUCCAAGAAUCCAUCCCCGCUGCCCCGGUAGUCGACGAGCCUUACCGGCCGCCGACCGCAGAAUCGCGAGCUCCAGAGAGACCUCAGCGCCCAAGUAGAGUUCCUUUGAUCCAAGACAGCUCCAAGGUGCAGGAACCGACUCCAGUUUUUCAGUAUCCUCCCAGUUCCCUAAGGGAUCGCGCAAGCCCAGAUUAUCGCGGGACUCCCGAAACCCCAUCAUCAUUUUCACGACCGCCAUCCACCAUUUCAUCCGUUGCUUCUCUUUCCGACUUUCCUCUUCCCGUUCAAAUAACCACGGGGCCACCAAGGAGAAGCGUUAACCUCGGACCUCCCCCAUCAUCCCGGCGCGGUGCAUCAUCCUUCUACUCAACAACCUCGUACGUUUCACCAAUUCCCGAAGAAAGCCCUCGUUCUCGAUCUCGCACAUCAUUCGCAUCAAGCGCUGCGAUGCCAGAUAACUGGGGGACACCGUCACCUGGACCAAGUCCCGAUUAUCCUGACCCAGCUUACGCCGAGGCGAUUGCAGAGGAAUCCGAUGAUGAUGAGAGGGGACUCGUGAGAAGUGCGAGUGUAGGAAGAAAAGCAAAGCCGACAUUGGUGACCGGAGGAGCUUCUGGCAAUCCUGCAGGAGUGAAUGGCAAUGAAUUGCCGGUCCCACCGCCGGGUCAGACCGGACCUUUGAAAGAUGGGACAGGUUACAUUGAGGGUUCGAGUGACUCGGGGUUGCAACAAUCACUUGCUAGGGUGCCCACGGGUUCGGCGGUGAGUACGGAUACCACGUCGAAUGCCAAUUCCUCGGCGAACGGGCAAGAUCAGUCGAGCAACAGUUCUCUACCGACCUCGAACUUUACUGAGCCCGCCGGUGGUCGGGGUUACAGCCGGUUAUCAGCAAUACGAAGGCCGCCAAGGUUGGAUAUGGAGGCCGUUCGGAACGCGGAGGCUCGGGGAAGCCUGACGAGCUUACCGGAGCUCAUCCGGCGUGCGACUAGACUGGCUGCGAGCCUUGAGAAAGGCAGACGACCGGCCAGUCGGUUUGGCGAUUUGGACGACAUGCCUCCGUGGACCAACGAGAACAACAGCAGGAGUAAUGUCGAGAAACACCAGUCGGGAAUCUCAGACAUGCUGGCUGCUUUCCCCCCUCCGGCUAACCCAGCAGCAACAACGACGCGCGAUCGCCGCAGUCUUCGCGAGAGUGUGAAGGGUCUAUCAUGGCCCUCACCUUUUGGUAUCAAUCGCACCGUUACCACCUCUCAUGAAGCUGUUUCGAACAACAGCUCAGAACGAGGAGGGGAGAGAAGACGUCGGCGCAGGUAUUGUGGGUUGCCCAUCUGGGCAUUCAUCCUCGUCAUAAUUGUCAUCAUCAUCCUGGUGGUCGCGGCGAUCGCCCUUCCCAUUCAGUUCUUCGUACUCAAGAAGCCGGCGGCUGAUGGGGCGCAGGCAGCGAUACAAGAAUGUCAGCAGCAGCUCAUGUGUCGCAAUGGUGGCACGAAUGUGCUCAACAAUGGAGUCUGCUCUUGUCUCUGCGUUAAUGGCUGGACAGGUGCCGACUGCAGCGUAUUCGAUCCGGUGGGCUGCGUGACAUUUCCUCUUCAAGGGACAGACGCCACGGUUCGUAACGUCACGGUCGGCGAUGCCAUCCCACGCCUGAUCGAACAAGCGCAGGCCAACUUUUCUGUGCCCCUAUCGGCCGAUACUAUCCUCAUGAAACUUGAUGCUGGCGGGCUGAGCUGUUCAGCUGAGAAUGCGCUCGUGACUUUUAACGGCCACUCGACUCGCCAGGCUAGCUCGUCUAUUCAGGCCGUCGUCCCAGAUGGAGUAAACGCCGCAGUCAUCGACGGCGUUCUCUUUACCACCAUCACCGUCAUUGCCUUCCCCUUCACCACGUUCACUCUGACUCCCGGCGUGACCGCCACAACCAUCCGCACAACAGUCACAGGCAACCUUGGCACAACGCUCUCGCUGACAAUCAUCCGCCCCACAACCACCUCGACGUCGUUCUCACCAACUCCGACAGCAACUAGGACGAUCAUGACAACCACAACAUCCAGCCUCUCCAGCGGCGACCCUAUGCCAACCUCUGUUCCCGGAGGGAAUGUCUUCACCGUAACGGAAGACCGCCUCGACUUCGCGCGCGUGGCCGUGCUCUACGUCCUGCAAGAAGUCACAAUCGACGCAGCAGAGACAGCGCAGCAGAGCCUGCAGCGAUUUUUUACCGCGGCCGAGGGCAGUCGGCUAGGUGGGAGUGGUACUGAGAAUAGCGAUGGGAGGUCAUCGUCGUCGCCCGCGUCUGGGGUUAGCCUAGAGCAGGCGAGAAAUGUGACGAUUGGGGAAGGCAGGACGGUGGAUUUGGUGGGGUUCGUGAUUGAUUUGGGGGAUGGGAGGAGGGUUGGGAGUGGAAUGGGGUAA